AUCCUGUGGCAUGGAAGGCAACGAGACGAACUCCUCGGAAUGAGCGAAGACGGUGUGGCGAAGACCGGGGCGUACUGAUGAAAUGGAAGGACGGAGGUGGUGGUGGCGGUUUCCGCUACUCCUCUUACUAUUUCUUUUCCUCCUCUUCCCACCUGAAGGCGUCACUAACAUUAUCUGACGAAGCUGAAGUUCUAGUGAUGUACGAAGGAUGCGGGAAAGCAGCCGGGAUAGGAGCGAUGCUUGCCUCGCCCACCACACAUCUUCUGAGGCUUCCCUGCCGCGAUGCCUCCGUGUCAUCCACAUCCACCAGCGCCAGCGUAUCGUCGCACUCCUUUCCCGUGGUGGUAAUCGCCUCUUGCUCUGUAAUCGACACAGUUAUCUCCAGCCUUGCCACUAACACCUCGGUUGAAGGAAGCCCCAUCUUACCAGUGCCCUCCACCGCCUGCCCAGCGGAGAGCCAAGUUAAGGUCUCCGCCGCCACUUUCGCCCUUCAUCCCAUUGAAAGAGUGCUAAAUAUCCUGCUGUCCUGGAUGACCUACCACUCCUGGAACACUCUGACUGUGUUGCACGAUAGAUUCCUCGACCAUGUUACCUUCGCCUUCUUCCUGAAGAGGCUGCUGGCGGAGACUGCUCAUCUUGGGACACGGCUUUCGUUCCGGGAAGUGCCCUCUGAUGCCUCCAACGAGACGGUGGCGGAGGUGGUGGCUACGAUAGUGGAUGCCUGGCGGAACCACGGUGCCAAUCGCGUCGCUGUUAUCGCCUCGGAGGAAACUGUUGUCCAUCUCUUGCAUAUGAUCCCUGGUUUCGAAGUUGAGGACGGUGAGAGUGACUGCGACUGGCUGAUCUUCGCCAGCACAGAGGCUAGCGUGCCGCAUAAGUACAAGCCAACCAACGGCCACAACGUGUUCUUCGUCGACACACCGGUGUACAUGACGCUUGAGGAACGAAGUCAGGCAGCCUGUGAGGAUGGCGAGGGAUUUUGCAGACACCUGUCGCGCCCCCUCAGCUCCCAGACGUGA
Scylla paramamosain (green mud crab) is the source of this 1019-nucleotide messenger RNA. RefSeq lists its product as uncharacterized. Bases 78 to 1019 code for a protein of 313 amino acids. The transcript has 6 exons. The record is from RefSeq and is a predicted model, not a curated record. Lineage: Eukaryota; Metazoa; Arthropoda; Malacostraca; Decapoda; Portunidae.